Messenger RNA from Sorghum bicolor (sorghum), 989 nucleotides. RefSeq lists its product as uncharacterized. The record is from RefSeq and is a predicted model, not a curated record. The coding region runs from base 69 to 761 and encodes 230 amino acids. The transcript has a single exon. NCBI's taxonomy places the organism in Eukaryota, Viridiplantae, Streptophyta, Magnoliopsida, Poales, Poaceae. Gene Ontology annotation, biological process: negative regulation of DNA-templated transcription.
AAUCGAUCAACAGUUUGAUGCUGCGUGCCCAUCAGUUUCUAGUCUAGCAGUAAUAUAACUCAGAAAAGAUGCAUGUUUGCUCGUCUCAUUACAAGCCGCCUUCCUGCGUGACGUGCGGCAUCCUCGCGCCAUGCCGACGAGCACUCACGCGGCUGUUCCGCGUCCCGGUAUCCGCUGCGCUCUCCAUUAGGGCCUUCCGCUUCCGUAACCUCCGGAAGGCAGCGGCCGCCAGGAUGAGCUCGCGCCGCCGACGUCGCGGCCGCAAGACGUUCCGAUCGGUGCGCGCUGUCUUCUGGCCGCUGGUCCCGACGUCGACCACGCCGGCGACCUCUACAGGAGAAACUGAGGCCGCGCCGGGGCCAGCACCGGCACCGGAAAUAGUGGUGCACGAGACUCCGGUGGUCGCGCCGGUGUCGUCCCCAGAGACGCCAGCGUACAUGAAGGUGGUGGCGCGGCUGCGGUUAGAGAGGAGCGCUGCUAGCGCAGGCAGACAAGAAGACGGGGACAAAGAGGAGGAGGCGUGCCGGAGCUUCGAGACCUGUCUGAUGGAGAUGCUGGUGGAGGAGGGGAAAACGAGGGACCUGCAGGACGUGGAGGAGCUCCUGCGGUGCUGGGAGCGCCUCAAGUCGCCGGUCUUCGUCGAGCUGGUGUGCAGGUUCUAUGACGGGCUCUGCAAUGGCAUGUUCCCCGCGCCAGGGGAUGACGAAGUUGACAUCGGCGGCAGCGGCGGCGAUGGCUCUGAGUCCAUGUCUGCUGCUUGAUCACGCACGGCUCAAGAGUCUACAGGAUGCAUCAUUCGGUGUUUCGUAGAACUAAAUAAAUGCUCUUCGAAGUUACUGUUGGAUGUUUUGUUAUGUAUACACUGCCACACGUCGGGCAUUAGCACCGGUCGAGAAGGCCCUGUUGCCCCGGUUCCCGAGCGAGCCGGUGCUGCCCUUCCGGGACUAAAGGCCCACCCUUUAGUCCCGGUUCGGACAACCGGGGCUAAA